Staurois parvus is the source of this 535-nucleotide messenger RNA. The record is from the annotation of a GenBank genome assembly. NCBI's taxonomy places the organism in Eukaryota, Metazoa, Chordata, Amphibia, Anura, Ranidae.
GGAACAACAUGUUCAGUGGUAUGGGACUCAAAGUCACAAAACAAUGUAUCGUAUAUUGUUUGCCUCUUCCUGUUCUGUCUGGUCUUACCUCUGCUCAUUAUGAUAUUUAGCUAUGGACACAUUGUCAAAGUCAUUCGAGGGAUGGGGCGGAUUAACCUGAGCACAGCUCAGAAGAGGGAACACCACUUGCUGUUUAUGGUUCUCUGCAUGAUUACUUGCUAUCUCAUCUGCUGGAUGCCUUAUGGAUUAGUUUCCUUGAUUACAACUUUUGGGGAACCUGGAAUCAUUUCACCCACAGUUGGCAUCAUACCAUCCAUUCUGGCCAAGAGCAGCACCUGUGUUAAUCCACUUAUAUAUAUAUUUUAUGAAUAAACAGUUUUACAGAUGUUUUGUCACUCUUCUGAAAUGUGAAUCAGAACCACUCGACAGUGACGCUACUUUGAAUUCACGGCAAAGUAAAGAGCUACAGCUUAAGGACAAUGGCAAGAUGAUUCAGAGCAGCGUUCACCAGCCAAGGAAGGACACAACAUCUUCU